Molecule: messenger RNA, 1461 nt
Organism: Aspergillus ochraceoroseus IBT 24754
Lineage: Eukaryota; Fungi; Ascomycota; Eurotiomycetes; Eurotiales; Aspergillaceae
Product: SAGA-associated factor 29 family protein
Exons: 3
Coding region: 1-1461 (486 amino acids)
Cellular component (GO): SAGA complex
Source: RefSeq, a predicted model, not a curated record
AUGGAUGCAACCAAUCAUAACGUCCACUGGAGCGCUAAGCGCUUACCCACUUCGAACCGCCAAAGUAACGUGAGAGGGAGAGCCAAAGCCAAAGCCAAAGGAGGCCGCAGUAAGAAGGAUCAGAAAGGGAAUGAUGAUGCUCCCGUUAAGAACACCUCCCAACUCCCAGUAUCCCAGUCUUCGUCUCUGAACUCGACCUCGCAUCGGUCGUCUACAGAGCAGUCGCCACGCUUUGAAUCCCCCCAGAGCAAUCCGGCUGGUCGUCCACACAGCCUGAGGCACGGUGCUGCCCGUGGAACACGAAGUUCCCAGUCGCGGGUGAUCCUGUCCGCCUUUGAAUGGGCCGCGCUGGAAAUCGAGAGCCAAAAGAGCCCCAAGGGAACAUCCCUAGCCACCGGAAACGGUAAUCCAGACCAGCAACCCCAAACGGGCGUUGCACCCCCCAGAGCUCUCAAACUGAAAAUGUCACGGAAUCGUCCCAGGGGACCUCCCGUGCCUAGGGAUAAUGGCCUUGCCGCCAAUGAGGAGACUGACAUGUGGAACAAAAUCCUUCAGGAUUUGCGUAAGGCAAAGGAGAAAAAUGACAAGCAGAAAUCACUUGCUGAGCAGAUAGCCACGCUGAAUGAGAAGAUUGGUAAAGAGGGCGGGAAACCCGGCCUCAGCGAGCAUAACCAGCUGGAUAGCCUCUAUCGACAAAUGGCUAAGCUAUGUGAAGAGGAAAGAGCCAUCCUUCAAGAUGAACCAAGCGAUGUGAUCAAAAACUUGGGCCUCCUGACGGCGCUCCGCCAAGCAUCAGAAGCGGAAGCCCCAAUGAGUCGCACGGGGUCGCUAUCUAAAUCGCGAAAGAAGCGAAAUGAGAUGGAUGGAUCCGCUACCGAUUCUCCGGGGCCCUCAGGUCCUUCUUUUGCAGAUAAAGGAGGGCGCUCGAAAGGUGGCGCCCAGCGCAGCACCAGCGUAUCAAGUACGCAAGUUCGAGAGGGUCGUGAAGUGCGCGAUAAUUCACAGGUUAAACUUGAAGAGGGGGUAGAGAUUACGAAAGGGACACUCGCGGAGCGCAAUGGACAGCUUGCAGUGGGAGCUGAAGUUGUUUUCAAGCACAAUAAAAACAAACAGGGUGUGGAAGGAGAGGGGAUCCAGUGCAUUAUCAAAGGAAUUUCAGGUGAGGGCCUAAAGAAACGGUACGAUGUCCAGGACCCAGAACCCAACGAAAAUGGCGAACAGGGGGCAGUUUACAAGACCACCGCCGCGUCCUUGAUUCCAAUACCUCGAAUGGGAUCUACCUUACCGUCAUUCGCAGUAGGGAAACAAGUCCUAGCGCGAUACCCUGACACAACUACCUUUUACCGCGCAGAGGUCAUGGGGUUAAAAAAGGACGCCUACCGCCUCAAAUUCGAAGGCGAAGAAGAUGAUAAAGAGAUGGAAGUAGACCGGCGAUUUGUUCUGGACAUCCUUGGAAAGUGA